This is a messenger RNA of Rhododendron vialii, 1784 nucleotides long. RefSeq lists its product as uncharacterized. The record is from RefSeq and is a predicted model, not a curated record. The transcript is spliced from 3 exons. Gene Ontology annotation, molecular function: glycosyltransferase activity. The coding region runs from base 189 to 1670 and encodes 493 amino acids. NCBI's taxonomy places the organism in Eukaryota, Viridiplantae, Streptophyta, Magnoliopsida, Ericales, Ericaceae.
CUUUAACUAUGGGACUAACAACAAGAAGCAUUCUCUGAUAAACACACAAGAUUAAUCACUUGGAAGUCAGAUCCCCUAAUUUCCAAACUUUUUAAAAACCUCUCCCUGUAGCUUCCACCAACCGAAAUCCAUAACACCAAACACAAAUCCUACCGGAGAGAGAGAGAGAAAGAGAGAGAGUGAGAGAGAUGAAAACAAACACCAUCUCCACCAAAACUAACCACCCUAAACACCACAACCACCGUCGUCCAUGCACGCUGCGCCGCCCCUCAACUGUAUUCCUCUGGGCAUCCUUCGUCAUCAUCUUCUUCACCGCCCUCGUCGAAAUCCAACUUCUCCAAACCCGACCCACUUCUUCUCCCUCCUCCCAACCUUUUUUUCCCCCUUCAUGGGAUUUGCUCAACAAAUUACAAAACCUAAAAGCCGCAUUCGCCACCUCCACUGCCACUUGCUCCGCCGCUGAUGACAAACUGCGGCGAGCAGUCACGUUUCUGCCCUUGAAGGAUCUCCGUUACGCCAAAUCCGCGCAAGAGGGCCACACGUGGUUCAUGAGCUCCCUGCAUGACACACAUGAACAAGGUGAGGUCGCAUACCAACAAUUCCCAUCAGAGUCCUCAAACGGGAGGCUUCUGUGCAUAAAGGGCCGCGACGUCCACGACGGCUCGUGGAACUCCUACGCCCUGGCGUGGCCGGAAACCCUCCCCUACAACGCCACCCUAAUGAAAGGCCUAACUUUCAUCUCCAACAACCACUACAACUACGACAACAUAUGGCAUGGCUUGUCUUCACUGGUCCCCUUCGUUGCGUGGCACAUCAAGAACGGUUGCUCCGUGGGCCCCACCAGGUGGGUUUUGUUCCACUGGGGCGAGCUCAGGGCCCAGAUGGGCCUAUGGGUCAAGACCUUGAUGGAGGCCACUUUUACUGGGCCCCUCAAUAUUGAACGCUUUGAUUUUGUCGGCGGUGGCGAUGAGGCGGUUUGUUUCGAGAAGGCAGUGGUAAUGAGGCACAAUGAAGGCGGGAUGUCGCGGCAGCGGAGGAUGGAGGUUUUUGAUUUGAUCAGGUGUAAGGCUAGGGAGCAUUGUAAUGCGAGUUCGGUGGCUGAAGGUGGUGGUGGUGAGGGGAUUGGGAUGACUUUGUUUAUGAGGACGGGAGCGAGGUCGUUUAGGAAUGAGAGUGCGGUCGUGGGGAUAUUUGAGAAGGAGUGUAGGAAGGUGAAAGGGUGCCGGCUGAUGGUGGCUCACUCAAAUAACCUCACAGUUUGUGAACAGGUGAAGCUAAUGAGUUCGACAGACAUAUUGAUAUCCCCCCAUGGAGCUCAGUUAACCAACCUCUUCCUAAUGGAUAGAAACAGCAGUGUGAUGGAGUUUUACCCCGAAGGGUGGCUAAAACACGCAGGAGUCGGCCAAUUCAUCUACCACUGGAUGGCUGAAUGGUCCGGUAUGAACUACCAGGGUGCCUGGCGAGACCCUGAUGUCAAUCCCUGCCCGUAUCCAGGCGACAAUCGCCGCUGCAUGAACAUAUACAAGAGUGGCCAAAUUGGGUACAAUGAGACUUCUUUUAGUGUGUGGGCUAGGUAUGUGCUAAAUGAUGCGAAGCAGAGGAAACUGGAUGCGGGGAAAGAAAAGAGCAGAGAUCGAUCUGAAUAUGCCGGUGGAUGUGCAUGUAGUUGAGCUGUUGGACUUGAGAAAUACAUCGAACAAAUGCACAAAAUAAAAUGGUCUGCUCUAGUUGAUUCAUGCUCUACGAACCUUUCUAUGCAUUGUUUAAUCCAUUGCAAUUUUUUG